AUGGCAUGGAAGAGCACCAGUAAGCCAGUGACUCAGCCCCUCGUGGCAAGGUCAGAGGCAGAGAGCAGUGGAGAGAGGAACGACCAAGCAGGAACAGCACAGGGAGAGUUCAGCAGCUCAGAAUGCUUGCCAUUCAACUUCACCUGGGAGGCUGAAUAUUUUCUUUCCUCUUCCGUUGCUCUUCUGUUCAUGCACCUGGUUGAAGACGGUCUCUUUGGGCAGUGCCGUACCUCUAAGCAGGACCAGGUGCAGUACCAGGUGUCAUUUCCUGUUUUGAAGAGGAUGCAGGAAGUCCUCAAGCAGCUCAUGCUACAGGGUCUGUCCUGGCAGGAUGACAUUACCCAGUACGUUGUUGCCAAAGAGCUGAGCAGAGUUCCUCACACCACACAGUCCCUAAAGGCCUCCUCCUUUUCACAAACCAAGCAGAGCUCCUCCAAUCAGAGAGCACACCCCAGCAGCUCCUCCAGUCAGGGAGGAUACCUCAGCAGCUCCUCCAGUCAGGGAAGAUACCCCAGCAGCUCCUCCAAGCAGGGAGGAUACCCCAGCAGCUCCUCCAAGCAGGGAGGAUACCCCAGCAGCUCCUCCAAGCAGGGAGGAUACCCCAGCAGCUCCUCCAGUCAGGGAGGAUACCCCGGCAGCUCCUCCAGUCAGGGAGGAUACCCCAGCAGCUCCUCCAAGCAGGGAGGAUACCCCAGCAGCUCCUCCAGUCAGGGAGGAUACCCCAGCAGCUCCUCCAGUCAGGGAGGAUACCCCAGCGGCUCCUCCAGUCAGGGAGGAUACCCCAGCAGCUCCUCUAAGCAGGGAGGAUACCUCAGCAGCUCCUCCAGUCAGGGAGGAUACCCCAGCAGCUCCUCUAAGCAGGGAGGAUACCCCAGCAGCUCCUCUAAGCAGGGAGGAUACCCCAGCAGCUCCUCCAGUCAGGGAGGAUACCCCAGCAGCUCCUCUAAGCAGGGAGGAUACCCCAGCAGCUCCUCCAGUCAGGGAGGAUACCCCAGCAGCUCCUCCAGUCAGGGAGGAUACCCCAGCAGCUCCUCUAAGCAGGGAGGAUACCCCAGCAGCUCCUCUAAGCAGGGAGGAUACCCCAGCAGCUCCUCCAGUCAGGGAGGAUACCCCAGCAUCUCCUCCAGUCAGGGAGGAUACCCCAGCAGCUCCUCUAAGCAGGGAGGAUACCCCAGCAGCUCCUCUAAGCAGGGAGGAUACCUCAGCAGUUCCUCUAAGCAGGGAGGAUACCCCAGCAGCUCCUCCAGUCAGGGAGGAUACCCCAGCAGCUCCUCCAGUCAGGGAAGAUACCCCAGCAGCUCCUCUAAGCAGGGAGGAUACCCCAGCAGCUCCUCUAAUCAGGGAGGAUACCUCAGCAGCUCCUCUAAGCAGGGAGGAUACACCAGCAGCUCCUCUAAGCAGGGAGGAUACCCCAGCAGCUCCUCCAGUCACGGAGGAUACCCCAGCAGCUCCUCCAGUCAGGGAGGAUACCCCAGCAGCUCCUCCAGUCAGGGAGGAUACCCCAGCAGCUCCUCCAAUCAGGGACGAUACCCCAGCAGCUCCUCCAGUCAGGGAGGAUACCCCAGCAGCUCCUCCAGUCAGGGAGGAUACCCCAGCAGCUCCUCCAAUCAGGGAGGAUACCCCAGCAGCUCCUCCAAUCAGGGAAGAUACCCCAGCAGCUCCUCCAAUCAGGGAGGAUAUCCCAGUCAGGCUGACAGCCACCAGGACCACUUGAUAGUAGACCAUCUCCAGUCCCCCCUCCGCAUGCAGACAUCUUCCAUGGACCCCUUUACCUACCAACAGCACAGAUACCAGGAAGAUAUGGAGCGCUCCCUCCACCAGGGAGGAGGAGUCUACGCAGGGCUCCGCCCCUCCUCCAGAUACCAACAGGCCAAACAGAGAGAGAGAGACCAUCAACUGCAACAGAACGUCAUCUCCCUCUAUCUGUCCUCUUCCCCUGCACAGCCCUCAUUCCGCCACCGGGGGGCAGCAGCCCUGCCGGCCCCACCCUACUACGAGGAACCGGAACUGCCUCUGGACUAUGUAGAGGACUACAGUCUGACAGAGCUGGCUAUGGCUAGAGCCAGACAACAGCAGCAGCUUCCACAGCAUGACUACAGCUCUCUGGGUGGGCUGGAUGAGUCUAUCCUACAGCGUAUGGUGGAGACCCUGGACAGGUAUGGUAUCGACCCUAGAAAGCUGACCCCCCAGCAGCUCUACAGACUGGCUGUGGUGCUGCAGCUGAUGCAGGCUGAGGACAAGGACAACAUAGAGCCACUUACCGAAGAUCCAAAGGAGACUCAGCAGGUUCUUAAAAGCAGUGACACAGUGCCUGAAAAGGUAGAGAAAGCUUCCGCCCUUGUCCCCGGGCCCAAGGUGGUCCCUACCCUGGCCUCAGCUGCCACCAGUCCCCCCAUCACGGCACCUCUAGAGGGCAGCGUGACGGCUAAGGACUCCUCCGUCUCUGUGGAGGAUGUGAAAGAGAAGGUGAAAAGCUCCAGUGUCCCAGCUGCUGAGAGGGGAACAGCAGACAGGGAGCAGUAUGGAUACAUCGUCACCAACCAGAGUCCUCUCAGUCUGUAUAAUGGGGUGAAACUACUGGGCGUACUUGCAGAGAGGAUCCACAUGACUACCAGCAGCUUCAUCAACAUCAGCGUGGUGGGCCCUGCCCUGACAUUCAGGAUCAGGCAGAACCCUCAGGACAUGAGUGCAGAGGAUAUGGCUGAGAAGGCUGCGUCUCAGAAGUCCUUUCUGGAGUCUGAGACGGGGUUGAAGAUACUGCAGACUGGUGUGGGACAGAGGAGCGAGGGUCAUGGGCUGCCCCAUGCCACGCGGGUGAGGGGGGGCUCCAGUGGGCUGGUACUGACACUGGUGUCCAUGGCGUGUGUGGGCGGCGUGGUGGUGGUAGCGUUGACCAUCGCCUGUCUCCGACACCACGCCAAGCAGCUGACCUCAGGGAAACUGGGCCUCGGACCCGAGGGAGGACCGGAGACACAUGUUGACUACCAGGAGCUCUGCAGGCAGCACAUGGCAGCCAAGCCGUCGUUCAGUCGUCAGGAGGCGGUGGGCGGGGGAGCGGGGGGUCGGAGGGGGACAGACACCUCCAGGGUGAGCAGUGUGUCGUCCCAGUUCAGUGACGGCCCACAACACAGCCCCUCCUCACACAGCAGUACGCCCUCCUGGAGCGAGGAGCCCGCACAGUCCAACAUGGACAUCUCUACUGGUCACAUGAUACUGGCCUAUAUGGAAGAUCAUCUGGAGAAUAAGGACCGUCUGCUGAAGGAGUGGGAGGAUCUUUGUUCCUACCAGGCCGAACCCAGUGUUGUCACUGUAGCACAGAGUGAAGCCCACCUGGAGAAGAACCGCUGUUCGGACUCUCUUCCCUAUGAUCAUUCCCGUGUGAAAUUGAAGGCAGAGAGCAACUCCACCAAGGAAGACUACAUUAACGCCAGCAUCAUAAUUGACCAUGACCCUCGACUGCCUGCUUACAUCGCCACCCAGGGACCACUGGCACACACAAUCGCUGACUUUUGGCAGACAGUCUGGGAGAAUGGCUGUACAGUGAUAGUGAUGAUGACUGCCCUGGUUGAGGAUGGAGAGACUCAGUGUGUUCGCUACUGGCCUGACGAGGGAUCAUCCCUCUACCACAUCUACGAGGUGAAUUUGGUCUCUGAACACAUCUGGUGUAAAGACUUCCUGGUUCGUAGUUUCUACCUGAAGAACGUUCAGACCCAGGAGACUCGUACCUUGACACAGUUCCACCUGCUCAGCUGGCCCUCCAACGGAAUCCCUACCUCCACACGCCCUCUGCUGGACUUCCGCAGGAAGGUGAAUAGGUGCUACAGAGCUCGAUCCUGCCCCAUCAUCGUCCACUGCAGUGACGGCACUGGCAGAACGGGAACCUACAUCCUUAUUGACAUGGUCCUCAAUCGCAUGGCUAAAGGCGUGAAGGAGAUUGAUAUUGCUGCGACAUUGGAACACAUUCGGGAUCAGAGACCGAACUUAGUCCGCACCAAGGAUCAGUUUGAGUUUGCACUGACUGCCGUGGCAGAAGAGGUCAAUGCCAUCCUGAAGGCUCUGCCACAGUGAACCAUUCUGUCCACCCUACCACCUCGUGUGCCAGAACCUUACAACUAGAAUGACCAUGAAAGUUAUGCAUCAUAAUACCAAUGACGGCCAUAUUGAGUGUCCCCCAUGAUUGUACCAUUCACACUGCUGUGGUCUGACGGGUUGUUGACGAUCUAGUAAUUCUAUUUCUAUGGCCAUUAUGAACCCUUCCUCUACAUCCAGAUACACAGCCAGGGAGGAACUACAUUUCCCAGAGUCCUUUACUACUACACCAAUGACCAUAGGAGUCAGCAAGACCGAACAAACAGAUCUGAGGCCAGGCUGCUAUCAUUAUGCAUUCAUAAUGAAAUUACAUUUUAAAAUCCUGGAGAUUAUUCCGUUCAGGUUAAAAACACUUUAAAUGUACAGUAGGACCCCUUUACAGUGUCUUGUUAUUCGAUUUUAGAUUGAGAUUUGGUCUUAAAAUACUGUGUCUUGAUUCUGUAACAUUUCUCCUUUCUCUGAUUCUCAGUCUCAGACAUGUCUCACUAGAGAUAUUACAAUUACCACGAUCCCUCCUGUUAUGUUGUCAUGGUGAUGUUAUAUUACCAUGAUCCCUGCUGUUCUGUUGUCAUGGAGAUGUAGUAUUACCAUGAACCCUCCUGUUCUGUUGUCAUGGAGAUGUUGUAUUACCAUGAACCCUCCUGUUCUGUUGUCAUGGAGAUGUUGUAUUACCAUGAACCCUCCUGUUCUGUUGUCAUGGAGAUGUAGUAUUACCAUGAUCCCUCCUGUUCUGUUGUCAUGGAGAUGUAGUAUUACCAUGAACCCUCCUGUUCUGUUGUCAUGGAGAUGUAGUAUUACCAUGAUCCCUCCUGUUCUGUUGUCAUGGAGAUGUAGUAUUACCAUGAACCCUCCUGUUCUGUUGUCAUGGUGAUGUUGUAUUACCAUGAACCCUCCUGUUCUGUUGUCAUGGAGAUGUUGUAUUACCAUGAACCCUCCUGUUCUGUUGUCAUGGAGAUGUUGUAUUACCAUGAACCCUCCUGUUCUGUUGUCAUGGAGAUGUUGUAUUACCAUGAACCCUCCUGUUCUGUUGUCAUGGAGAUGUUGUAUUACCAUGAACCCUCCUGUUCUGUUGUCAUGGAGAUGUUGUAUUACCAUGAACCCUCCUGUUCUGUUGUCAUGGAGAUUUUGUAUUACCAUGAACCCUCCUGUUCUGUUGUCAUGGAGAUGUUGUAUUACCAUGAACCCUCCUGUUCUGUUGUCAUGGAGAUGUUGUAUUACCAUGAUCCCUCCUGUUCUGUUGUCAUGGAGAUGUUGUAUUACCAUGAUCCCUCCUGUUCUGUUGUCAUGGAGAUGUUGUAUUACCAUGAUCCCUCCUGUUCUGUUGUCAUGGAGAUGUUGUAUUACCAUGAUCCCUCCUGUUCUGUUGUCAUGGAGAUGUUGUUUAAAACCACAUUGUACUCCAGAAGGUAUCCAUCCAUAUAACAUAACAGCAUGAGGCCCGUGGCUUGUUUAUGCAAGAAGACAGAGACCCUCACUAUGGUGAGGAUGAAGUGAGUGACAUGCUAGAGUACAAUACGUUACACCAGUUUCUCUAAGGGGCUGGCGUUUACCUCUAAGGGGAUGGCGUUUACCUCUAAGUUUAACUCUAAACCCAAUGAUUUAUUCAUUUUGUAAUUCAACUAUUACUGUACACUGACGACCUAAUCACUCACAUCUGAAUCAUAUCAAUUAGUGUCUUCAAUGUUACCGUAAAACGUCUGUGUUUAUUGUAAAUAAUUCACCUGAUGAUUUAUUAUAUGUUUAUUAAUGUAGCAAACACAUAGAAAACAACUAUAAAAAUAUUUUUCACUCAAUGUAUGUAAUUAAAUCUCUAUUGUGAUGUGGUGCAACAGCA
Messenger RNA from Oncorhynchus gorbuscha (pink salmon), 5923 nucleotides. RefSeq names its product receptor-type tyrosine-protein phosphatase-like N. The transcript has 23 exons. Gene Ontology annotation, biological process: protein dephosphorylation. The record is from RefSeq and is a predicted model, not a curated record. Gene Ontology annotation, cellular component: secretory granule. NCBI's taxonomy places the organism in Eukaryota, Metazoa, Chordata, Actinopteri, Salmoniformes, Salmonidae. The coding region runs from base 1 to 4068 and encodes 1355 amino acids. Gene Ontology annotation, molecular function: protein tyrosine phosphatase activity.